AUGGCGGCUAAUCGCAACAGAGGCGGCGUUGAGAGAGUUCUAAAGAAACUGAAAGCAAGUGUCGAAGCAGGAAGUUAUUAUGAAGCUCAUCAAAUGUACAGAACGCUAUAUUUCAGAUACAUGGCACAAAAAAAACAUGCUGAAGCAAUAGAACUGAUUUAUUCAGGUGCAAAUGUGUUGUUAACACAUAACCAGCAUGGCAGUGGUACUGAUUUAUGUAUGUUAUUGAUAGAAGUCCUCAAUACUAGUAAUACAGCACCUGCUGCAGAUAACUUAGAUAAAGUUUCCAGUCUGUUCACACAACUAGGUCCGGACUCAACAGAAAGACCACUUUAUAAAAAUGCAGCAUUGAAGUGGUCUUGUAAAAAUGACCCUUCGCAUAAAUCAGGUCAUCCCGAGCUUCAUACACUGUUAGCGUUAAUUCUCUGGAAAGAGAAAUCAUACUACGAAGCCAGAUAUCAUUUUCUCCAUUCAUUCGAUGGUCAAUCCUGUGCAACCAUGUUAAUUGAAUACUCUUUAAGACAAGGUUUACGCAGUGAAUAUGAUAUGUUUGUUGCACAGAUAGUAUUACAGUAUCUAUGUUUGAAAAAUGAGGAGACAGCUUCAGUUGUAUUUUAUACAUACACAGAAAAACAUCCUGAUAUACAAGAGAGUCCGCCAUUCAUGCAACCAUUGUUGAACUUCAUUUGGUUUUUACUUUUAGCACUUCCAGGUGGAAAAACAACUAUAUUUUCAGUAUUAUGUGACAAAUACGAACCAGCAAUCAAAAGAGAUCCAAGUUAUGUUGAUUAUCUGAGUCGCAUUGGGCAUUUGUUUUUUGGAAUGCCCCCAUUGGCCGAAGAGUCUAUGCAGCCAGGAGGUGUAUUUGGUAAUAUUCUCCAAAGUCUAUUUACAGAAGAUGAAGACGUGGAAGUGAAUCAACCACUUGAUUUGGAUUAAAAUACUUUAACAUUGCAAUUUUAAUAUCAAUCUCAUCUCAGAAUCUACCACUUGAAUUGGAUUAUUAAAAGUACUUUCACAUUGCAAUGUCGAUAGCACUAUCAUCUCGAAAUCUACCACUUGAAUUGGAUUAUUAAAAGUACUUUCACAUUGCAAUGUCGAUAGCACUAUCAUCUCGGAAUCUACCACUUGAAUUGGAUUAAAGUACUUUCACAUUGCAAUGUUGAUAGCACUAUCAUCUCGGAAUCUACCACUUGAAUUGGAUUAAAGUACUUUCACAUUGCAAUGUCGAUAGCACUAUCAUCUCGGAAUCUACCACUUGAAUUGGAUUAAAGUACUUUCACAUUGCAAUGUCGAUAGCACUCUCAUCUCGGAAUCUACCACUUGAAUUGGAUUAAAGUACUUUCACAUUGCAAUGUCGAUAGCACUCUCAUCUCGGAAUCUACCACUUGAAUUGGAUUAAAGUACUUUCACAUUGCAAUGUCGAUAGCACUCUCAUCUCGGAAUCUACCACUUGAAUUGGAUUAAAGUAUUUUCACAUUGCAAUGUCGAUAGCACUCUCAUCUUGGAAUCUACCACUUGAAUUGGAUUAAAGUAUUUUCACAUUGCAAUGUCAAUAGCACUCUCAUCUCGGAAUUUUGUUACCAUAUAGAAUUCAUAAUUUAUUAUUAUUUUGCAUAUUCAUAAUCAGAGUUGGUUCAACUAUAUUACUGACCUAAGAAUGCAGAUUGAUGACCUCGGUGUAUUUGGGUGACAAGGUUAGAAUCAACCAUAAUCCCCUACAUGGGCCUUAUUGUGACUGGAUGACAACCAAGUUAUCACUCCUUGGUAAUUUGUUAGCUUUUGCAGUUUAGUGUGAUUUUAGUUUGUUUUUUAGCUUUGCAGACUUGCCAUACAUAUAUAUGUAUAUCAGAUUAAAUUAAUGAUAUGGUUGAUGACAUUGUAUAAUUAAACAUUUUUCA
Saccoglossus kowalevskii is the source of this 1901-nucleotide messenger RNA. RefSeq names its product Golgi to ER traffic protein 4 homolog. The record is from RefSeq and is a predicted model, not a curated record. Gene Ontology annotation, biological process: protein insertion into ER membrane. Gene Ontology annotation, molecular function: protein binding. Gene Ontology annotation, cellular component: cytosol; BAT3 complex. Lineage: Eukaryota; Metazoa; Hemichordata; Enteropneusta; Harrimaniidae.